CACACACACACACACACACACACACACAUCAGUUAGUCUGCUGGAGCUGCUGGUGUCUUCAAACUCAACCUGUCUGAGCUCAUUUUUACCACACUCAUUACCGCAGUAAAAGACGAGGCCUCUGGCUACGCUUCACCUUUAUCCUGACAUUCACAUCUCACAUAUAACCAUUAGAUCUCAGCCAGCGUUACUGUGUUCCCACGUGUGCUGCUGAUUUCAGGAACAGCUGUUGGAUGUGGUGUUUUGGUGCACUUUCUUCAGUAGCAGCUGUAGUAAUAAUCCCAGGACAACUUCUAAUUCAUGUGUCCCCAACAUACCAUACAUACAAACAUAUACAACAUAUUUUACUACUUUUUAACAUAAAAAUUCCUUUUGCAGCGAUGCAUAUUUUCAUCAUCGAACAGAUUUUCAGGAUGAAAUAAUUGUAGACAUUAACCAGACAGUUUUUUUGAAGUGCAUUGUGUUUGUUCACGGAUCCGUGUUCUCGGUGUGUUGCUGAAGGCUUUAUUUGCUCGAGUGAUGGCAGGUGUGUUUCCAUAGAGGCUCAUUAGACUGGAUCCGAGCAGAAACCAGUUCUGCCGGUGUCCGUGUGUGUCUUUAGUCAAAUGCUCUGUUCACACUCCGUCAGGUGCAAGUGUGUUGUGUGUUUGUGUUGCUCUCCGUCUGUGUGAUGGACAGCUCUCCGUCCGUCAGGAUUGAAGCAGGACAGUGAGUUUCUCUGGAGGACGUGUCUCAGAUAUCAUCCGGAGAUCAGUGGAAGCGCAGCUAAGUCCAAGAACAGCAUGAGAAGAUCUUCAGACAGCAGAGGCUUCCAGACUCCAGACGAGACGCAUCUAGAGUUUCUGGAGCACAGCGGCAGCGUCUCACGCAGAUCCACCACGAUGGAGGAGGAGGAGGGCUUGAAUCGGCCCGAUGGAUCCAGCGUUCGUAAUAGCUUCAAGAGCCACAACAAAACCUUCCACAAACUCUUCCCUGACGUCCCUGAGACGGAGGACCUGGAACACGUGCAAAGCUGCGGUCUGCAGAAGGAGGUGAUUUACCACGGUAAGAUGUACCUGUCCAGUCAUCACAUCUGCUUCCACUCGUCUGUGCUGCUGAAGGACACCAAGGUGAUGAUCCACAUGUCCAGCGUUCAGAGCUUAAAGAAGAAACACACAGCUAAGAUCCUUCCCAGCGCCAUCGCCGUCAUCACCACAGACAGACACAAGUAUCUGUUCGUGUCGUUACUGAAUCGAGACGCGUGUUUCCGGCUGCUGCAGUCUCUCUGUUCACAGCUCCAGUGUCAGAUGGAGAGCAGCAGCAUGAAAUCCUCUUCUCCGGAUCUGGAGUUCGACACGAUUUCCAGCCUGUCGAGUCUAGAGGAGAAUCCUGAGAAUCCCUCGAUUCAUCCCUCGGACGAGAGUCAAGCUCUCCAGCCUGAAGAACGAGGAAGCUCAACGCCUCAGGACGAGUCCAGCAGAAAGAUCAGCUCGAGCACAGCGGUCUCCUGGGUUACCAUGGUAACAGAGAAGGUCAGAUCUGUUCUGUCGUCCAAUGAGACGCAAGGCCUGGACACACUGCUGCUCUUCUACGUGAUCCUUGUGAUUCUUCUUCUGCUGUCGUCUGGUUACAUCGGUUUGAGGAUCAUGGCACUGGAGCAGCAGCUGAGCAUUCUGGGAUCGAUGCAGAAAGAGAACCUGGAAGCGUGAGAACAGCGAGAGUCCUGGAGGAGAAUCACUCGGACUCUGAAUCAGAGGAAGCUGUCGAGUCAAGUCAUCUCACAGACUGCGUCGAAGCAACUGAACAACAUUCAUUAGGAGAACAGUUCGUCAAUAUGACAGUUAAAGCAGGUCAUCAUUGCAUUCAGUGAUGUCAUCAUCUCAGUUCAGUUAAAACAGUGUCUGUGCAUUUAUUUGCAAUCAAGUCAAAAAAUAUCGCUGUAGAUGAAGUGAGAGAAUGGAGCCACACACACACAAUCACUCACACACACACACUCUCACACACACAGACGCACGCACGCACACACACACACACACACACACACACACACACACACACUGUAGAUGAAGUGAGAGAAUGGAGUCACACACAUACUCACACAUACUCUCUCACACACACACAAACACACACGCACGCACGCACGCACGCACACACACACUCUCACACACAUACACACACACACACACACACAAACAAACACACACACACUGUAGAUGUGAGAGAAUGGAGUCACACACAUACACACACAAUCACUCACACAUACUCUCUCUCACACACACAUGCACGCACACACGCACACACACACACACACAAUCACUCACACACACACUCUUACACACACACACACACACACACACAGACAAACACACAAUCACUCACACACACACACACACACACACACAGUCAUUAAUGCUGGUCAGAUGGAGACUGUGUGGAUCAGAGACCUGCAGCUCAUCCUGACCUCGCUGACCUAAUCAUGUAUUUAUGCUGUAUUUCCUAACCUUUCUCCUGUUCUAUCAGUCUAAGAGCAGAUGGUCUCUGUUUCACGCUGAGGUCAGUGUUCAGAUUAUAAACGCUGGUGUUUCUGAUCUGUCUUCAAGGAUUUCUGCUACUAAAGGUCUUUCCAUCAGAUCUGAGAUGUUUAUAGUGUUUUAUAUCAUCUUAAUGUUGCUAUUAUGAAUUUUAUUUGUCAUUCUUAUUAUGAUUGUGAAUAUUUAUUCUGAGACAUGUAAAAACAAUAAAGUAUAUUUCUGAUGA
Messenger RNA from Carassius gibelio (silver crucian carp), 2736 nucleotides. Its product is annotated as GRAM domain-containing protein 2B-like. The coding region runs from base 783 to 1688 and encodes 301 amino acids. The record is from RefSeq and is a predicted model, not a curated record. Lineage: Eukaryota; Metazoa; Chordata; Actinopteri; Cypriniformes; Cyprinidae. The transcript is spliced from 13 exons.